Messenger RNA from Hyaloscypha bicolor E, 744 nucleotides. RefSeq lists its product as uncharacterized. NCBI's taxonomy places the organism in Eukaryota, Fungi, Ascomycota, Leotiomycetes, Helotiales, Hyaloscyphaceae. The transcript is spliced from 3 exons. The record is from RefSeq and is a predicted model, not a curated record. The annotation marks the transcript as partial.
CGGCAACCACUUUUAUUCGUUUACUCUUUUUUGGGAACUUUGAAACUACAAACCUCAUUCCCAUACCUAAAAAGAAAAGCAAUAAUAAGCCUAUUGUACUACACGCUACUAUUAAGACCAAAGAACGAGUCACGAGCCUACUUCCGAGACCCUCUCAAAGUCAAGCAAUCCAAUCGCCUCCUACCUCAUCAAAGCCAAUAUUCCUCAAAAUGUCUGAGCCGAUCAAAGAACAGAGUAUUUUUUGGGGUGCCUCCGAUUCUGAUCAUCAAGGUCCUUACUCAGCCCAUCCGUUUGCUUUGGGUGGUGUCUACCCGGCUGGAACUUAUGUAUCUAAGGAAGAGAUCGUCCCUCGCCUUGUCAAAUGGGCCAAUGAUAAUCCGAAAAGCCGUGAGCAAACGAAGCACCUCGCGUCAUUGGUCCCCACGCACUUCAAGCGUGAGAUUAAAUUGAGGAAGGGAAAGAGUGCAGCCGGACUCGAAGAUAGCAGCAACCGACCAUCCUAUAAGGAGGGAGGUUUGCUGUUUGUCGUUGGGCUAGAGCGCUUUGGUAACCGGCGAUGUGAGCAUUGCCAGAAGGGAAACGGCCCCUUUGAUGGAUGCGUGGUCUUGAGGGGUUUUAUGAACGGAUGUUGUGCGAACUGUAGGUACGACGAGUACCAGAAUCGGUGCAAAUACGAGUACGCGAAUGGUACCAAGAACCAAUGAUGCAGUUGAUGGUUGGCGGGUGUUUGGUCACGGAUCUCCC